UUUCCACAGGAUCCAAAUGCAAGGGAAUAUCUCCAAUUGGCUUUAACCAGAGUCCUAGAAUUACAACGAGAAAUUGAGGAAGGCACAUACGCCACAGAAAUCGAUAAUGGCAGCAGUGAUCUGGACGUAUCGGGCAGUGAAGAAGAUUUAACAAAGGAAAUCCUUGCCAAAGUGUUCCAAGAUCUACCCGGAACGUCCAAUUCGAUCGCUAAGAUAAUAGACAGAGAGGCACUAUGGAGAAGUCGUCGUAUAGAUGGGAUCCGCAAUAAGAGGAUACAAUUACUGGGUUUCGAUACUUGUCGGAGAAUGACCCUCGAGUUCAUGAAGACGGUAGUGCGAGAAACACGAGACAGAUCGUCGUUAGAAGUCGGUCGCUACGAUUUAUCUGUACCGUGGGACGAAUCGCUACGCUCGAGAAACAGGAUUCGAGCGAGCGAUUUGCGGGAAUCCAGUGCGAUCAAUGCACAAGAGAUUCGAACAAGAAUGCUGAGAAGUCUGGAUUUGCAUUUAGCCGCCAAACAAAGAGACUACACGGCCAAAUUAAUGAGAUCGGCUAUAUAGCUCUACGUACCCAUUAUAAAGCACUUUAAAGAAAACGAAUCGAAGAAAUUUCUAAAUUAUAUUCCGCUGAGUGUGCCGUGUUGACGGUAUUAAUGCAAUGAAAAUCUCUGCCCGACAUUUCUUAUUCGGAAUAUCACAUCCACUUGGAUAUUAUCAAGAUAUUUUUUCAUAUAUCGUGGAGAAUUCCAUCAGACGAGUAUUAUUUCCUUUUAGGAAAUCUUCCAAAAAUAUUGACAGAUCGUUUUGUGGGCGAUAUGCCAAAUGUUAUAAAUGUCACUCGUUCGAAUUAAUAAUAGGUUAAAUGACGUACUUUAUUUAUCCGAUAUAUCAAAUCCUAUUUCUUUUAAGCGAAGUUGUAGCACUUCGCUUUUAGAAUAGAAAAGAUAAUUGAU
This is a messenger RNA of Dinoponera quadriceps, 953 nucleotides long. RefSeq lists its product as uncharacterized. Lineage: Eukaryota; Metazoa; Arthropoda; Insecta; Hymenoptera; Formicidae. The annotation marks the transcript as partial. The transcript has 2 exons. The record is from RefSeq and is a predicted model, not a curated record.